AUGUCGUCCGAAUCCGAUGAAGAACAAGAGGAGAUUAGGCAUUUCAGUCACAACCAUGGGUUAUCGCUCAUGACGCUGAGUGAAAGGAGGACAGAUGCGGUUCAAUGCAAAUUAUGCAAUAAAGAUUGCGAUGAAGGUCGGAUCUACGUUUGCAAGAAAAGGAAAUGUAGCUGGUUCGCCCUGCACCAAUCAUGUGCAAUGGGAGUGCAAGUGCUACGGCAGGAGUUGUACAACCCCCUUCACCCACACCCUCUUGCCCUUCAAUACCCAAAGCCAGGAAAACACUACUUUUACUGUAAUGCUUGUGGCAGCCGCCAUCAGCUUUCCUUGGCCGCCCACUCCAAGAUCUUCCGCUGCGACAAGUGCGACUUCAACCUUGAUGAUCAAUGCGCUUAUAUAAGGCCAGCGAUUGAAGAAAGCCGCCACCGCCACCACCAGUACCACCAGCAUCCAUUGCUACUCUUGGAGAAGAUCCCUAUCGAUCGCAUUUACUGCCGCCUAUGCGCAACAUACAUCUCGGACCCGACGUCCUAUGGUUGCUUGCCAUGUGGCUUCUUUCUCCAUCGAUCUUGUUUUGAGCGGAACUUGCCGCAACAGAUCCAACACUUCUAUCAUCCUUGCCCUCUCAUCUUGUACACCCACCCAGAUGAUUACUCUUCUCCUUGCAGAGCUUGUGACCAAUUCUGGCCCAAGAAAGCGUGCCUUUACUAUGGGUGUAGUCGGUGCCGUUUUGCGAUGGAUAUUGACUGCGCUCUAUUGCCCACGAAGUAUACCCAAUCUGAACAACAGAUCGUUUUCCAUUUCCUCCACGGGCAUCCAUUAAUGUCACUCGCUCAUGAGAUCAAGGCUGAUCAUCAUGACCAAGUGAUCAUCAUCAACAAAUGCUAUCUAUGUGGGAAAGGCUGCACAGAUUCCACCCAUGCUUAUGCUUGCUUCUAUCCAUCCUGUAAGAACAAGGCCGUUUACAUUCACAAAUCAUGCCUUGAGUUCCCGCAACAGAUCUGCCAUCCCUUUCAUCCUUACCACCCUCUCACCCUAAAACCCAGGGAGAAUAUUAUUCGAUGCAAUGCCUGUCGCGAAUUAAUAAGGGAUGAAAACUCGUACGUUUGUGAGUUUAGCAAUUGCAGCUUUGGCUUGCACAUAGAAUGCAGUCGUGUGAUAAGGCCCCCCAUAAACUUCGAAGGCCACGAUCACCUUCUACAUUUCAGGGACAACGUAAGUACUGAGGAUUGCAGUGCUUGCAAUUUACCUUGUGAAUCAUAUGGUUUCAGUUGUCCGUAUUGUGACUUCAAUCUCCAUCUUACGUGUGGUCCAUUACCAUCUAGUAUUAACCAUAAAUGUCACGUCGAUCCCCUUAUCCUUACAAAUUCUCCCGUUGAAGAUAAUGAGGAUUGCGAGCCGGAAGAAUUCUAUUGUGAUGCUUGUGAGGAGCAAAGAGACCCAUUAUUACCCUUCUAUUAUUGCGCUGAAUGUCGUUUUGUUGCUGAAGUUAAAUGCGUCAUCUCAAAGUGUCUUGCAAAGCAUGUCUUAAUGGGAAUUUAUGUCGUCCUGACGGUAGAGACAGUAUCUCACUAUCUUGUCUUGUUACGUUCUCGUCUUGACAUGACAUCCAACGAGAAAAGUAGUAACUCUACAUCACGUUUCCGUCUUAACGGAACAGCCAACAGGAAAGGCAUUAACUAUGUGUCACAUUUCCGUCUUAACGGAACAUCCAACGAGAAAUGCAAUAACUCUAGUUUUAAGGAAAUGUUUGAGCAUCACUUGACGGUCAAAAAUGAAACAACUCGUGAAUGUGAAGUUUGA
Molecule: messenger RNA, 1803 nt
Organism: Corylus avellana
Lineage: Eukaryota; Viridiplantae; Streptophyta; Magnoliopsida; Fagales; Betulaceae
Source: RefSeq, a predicted model, not a curated record